GCGGCCCAAACCGAACCACCACACUCCCAAAUGCUCCGCCGCCGACCGCGCCUGCCCGCCGCCCCCUCGCCGCCGGCGCCUGCGCACCGGCGAGCCUUCCGCUCGGAAGCCGCCCUCGAGGCUAUCCGCUCGCACUCGCUCCAGUCGAAAGCCGGCGCCCCCUGCUCCGGCGCGGGAGACGAGGCGGGGCCCGCCAGCCUCGCGCUCUACAACUACCCCACCUUCGCGGGGGCCUACGGCGCGCUCGCCGCCCGCCUCUUCCACCAGCGCGUCUGCCGCCGCCUCCUUGUCCUCCCCUUCUCCUCCGUCGAGCCCUUCAGAGCUGAAGACUUCGAGGAUGCGGGGUUCCAGACGUGCUAUCUCUUGGAUUUCAUUGGGCCCAAGAAGUUUGCUUUCGAGCUCUCUCAGUUCGUCCCCAGUGUGCUAGCAUUUGAUCACCGGCAAAGCACGCUAGCAAGAAUCCCCAAGUUGGGCCAGUGCCCAAGCAAUGUUGAGCUUCAUAUUGACACGUCAAAAAGCAGUGUUCGAUCUGUGUUUGAUUAUUUCUCCAAGAAGCUAGCAGGGACAAAAUAUGAAUCUCAAAUUCGUGAAAACUUGUUCGGCCUAGAAGAUGAGGAGCGAGUUUCAAAUGUUCUUGAAUACAUAGAGGAUGCAGAUCUGCGACGGUGGCAGCUGCCUAACACCAAGGAAUUUCAGACAGCACUUAGGGAUGAACGGGCAAAGUUGAACUGUGUAACAAAUCCUCAUGUUUUUGAACAGCUACUACAACUUGAUGUUGGCGAUCUGCUUACUAGGGGGAAAUCGGUUGCUCAUGAUCGCGUACAGGCUGCAGGGGAGUUCAUACAGAAGCCUUUCAAGAUUCAGCUUGGAAGAGGGUUGUAUGGUGAAUGCCUGGCAAUCAGAGCAGAUCGAAACUCAAAAUUGAGCCACGAAAUUGGUUUGGAGCUGAGUAGGAGGAGUGCUGCUGCUGGAUUAAGGCCUAUUGGAGCAGUGGUCUUCAUGCAACGCGGUAUCCUAAAGGUUUGCUUGAGGACUACUGACAGUACAACUAAUACAGCAAAUAUUGCAAAGGCUUAUGGUGGAGGUGGGAAACCAAGUUCAAGUUCGUUCGCGCUAAGAAUGGAUGAGUUCAACACCUGGACUUCGGUGAACUCAUGAACUGGAUGGUAAACAGUGGUCAUACUGUUGGAACAGUCACUCAGCUGCCACAGGUUUUAUCAGUGGUGAAGAAAGAAUGAGGUGACCUUGGACUGCUCUAGUAUGAGAGGGAGGAAAGCAAAAGCUAAGAAUGUAGCAUGAAAUGUUAAUCUGAGUUUAAACGAGAAUAAUGCUGAAGCUUGAAACUGUUUGAGAGAAGAUUUGAUGCUUUUGAGUGAAGGAUUUUCCGGCACAUCAAAAGUGAUCUCAACAAUGCAUUUUUAUGUUCCUAUGAAUCUUUCCUCCAGUA
This is a messenger RNA of Panicum virgatum (switchgrass), 1447 nucleotides long. RefSeq lists its product as uncharacterized. NCBI's taxonomy places the organism in Eukaryota, Viridiplantae, Streptophyta, Magnoliopsida, Poales, Poaceae. The transcript is spliced from 8 exons. The record is from RefSeq and is a predicted model, not a curated record. Bases 31 to 1158 code for a protein of 375 amino acids.